Messenger RNA from Amaranthus tricolor (Joseph's coat), 2537 nucleotides. Its product is annotated as somatic embryogenesis receptor kinase 1. The coding region runs from base 416 to 2278 and encodes 620 amino acids. Gene Ontology annotation, molecular function: protein binding; protein kinase activity; ATP binding. Gene Ontology annotation, biological process: protein phosphorylation. The transcript has 11 exons. The record is from RefSeq and is a predicted model, not a curated record. NCBI's taxonomy places the organism in Eukaryota, Viridiplantae, Streptophyta, Magnoliopsida, Caryophyllales, Amaranthaceae.
AUCCAACGCACAAAACAAACACUACUCAAUAGAGAGAGAAGAGAGAGAGACUGUAUUAAAGGAUGUUAAGAGAAAAAGGUGCACAGAGAAAAGUUCUUGAAAUGUGAGAUAUUGUAUACUCUACUCUACUCUUCUAGGAUAAAAGGGAAAGUUGAAAAAACAUGCUGCUAUAAAGUAGCUUAAAGUUCUACAAUGUUCCUUUUUAGUGUGGGAUUAAACCCUUUUGAGAUCAAUUUUCUGUUGUGGUAAUUCUGAGCUUAAUUGUUUACCCAACAAUGGUGGAAUUGGGAAUCCAAUUUUUGUUCUCUUUUAUUCAUAAUUGAUUUAAAACUAUUUUAGGGUUUUUGUUUUACAUUCUCAAAUGUCGGGAUUUUGGAUCUGAAUGAAGUAGUCAUUCUCAAGAUUGGACAUAGUCAUGUGGGUAAAGCUCGUCACGUUUCUUUUCUUCCUUGUCUUCUUAUUCAGGUUUAUAGCUGCUAAUGUGGAAGGGGAUGCUCUUCAUAGCUUGAGGAACAACUUAGAAGACCCUUUCAAUGUUUUGCAAAGCUGGGAUCCCACCCUUGUCAACCCCUGCACAUGGUUUCAUGUCACUUGCAACCCCGAUAACAGUGUUAUAAGAGUAGAUCUUGGAAAUGCUGCAUUGUCAGGUCAAUUGGUUCCAGCUCUCGGUUCAUUGAAAAAUCUUCAGUAUUUGGAGCUCUACAGUAAUAAUAUGAGUGGGCCAAUACCUAGUGAGUUGGGAAAUCUGACUAAUUUGGUCAGUUUGGAUCUCUAUUUGAACAGUUUCAGUGGUCCGAUUCCUGAAUCACUGGGAAAGCUAUCAAAGUUGCGCUUUCUUCGGCUAAACAACAAUAGUCUAACCGGCUCCAUUCCUAUGUCUCUGACAAAUAUCACCUCACUGCAGGUUUUGGAUCUAUCAAACAACGGUCUCUCUGGAGCUGUUCCUGAUAAUGGUUCCUUUUCCUUGUUUACACCGAUCAGUUUUGCUAACAACUUGGGUUUAUGUGGCCCGGUCACUGGGCGACCAUGUCCUGGAUCUCCUCCUUUUUCACCUCCACCUCCUUUCAUACCACCUCAACCAAUUAAUUCACAAAGUGGGGUUAGUGCCACAGGAGCAAUUGCUGGAGGAGUUGCUGCUGGUGCGGCUUUACUCUUUGCUGCUCCUGCUAUAUUAUUUGCCUGGUGGCGGCGUCGGAAACCCCAAGAGUACUUCUUCGAUGUGCCUGCUGAGGAGGAUCCUGAAGUUCAUCUAGGACAGCUUAAACGGUUUUCUUUACGAGAAUUGCAAGUUGCGACUGAUACUUUUAGCAACAAAAACAUACUUGGGAGAGGAGGAUUUGGUAAGGUAUACAAGGGACGCCUUGCAGAUGGAUCAUUGGUUGCUGUUAAGCGGCUCAAGGAAGAGCGUACUCCUGGUGGUGAGCUACAAUUUCAAACAGAAGUAGAGAUGAUCAGCAUGGCUGUUCAUCGUAAUUUGCUCCGAUUACGUGGAUUUUGCAUGACACCGACAGAAAGGUUGCUUGUCUACCCCUACAUGGCCAAUGGGAGUGUUGCCUCUUGCUUACGAGAGCGUCCACCAAAUGAACCACCAUUGGAUUGGCCGACUCGCAAGCGAAUUGCUUUGGGAUCUGCUAGAGGACUUUCUUAUUUGCAUGACCAUUGUGACCCGAAGAUCAUUCAUCGAGACGUAAAAGCUGCCAAUAUAUUGUUGGAUGAGGAGUUUGAAGCAGUUGUUGGUGACUUUGGUUUGGCCAAGUUGAUGGAUUACAAAGAUACUCAUGUGACUACAGCGGUACGUGGGACCAUAGGGCAUAUAGCUCCUGAAUACCUGUCUACUGGAAAAUCCUCAGAGAAAACCGAUGUUUUUGGUUAUGGAAUCAUGCUUCUGGAGUUGAUCACUGGACAACGAGCUUUUGAUCUUGCUCGACUUGCAAAUGAUGAUGAUGUCAUGUUGCUGGAUUGGGUCAAAGGACUUCUUAAAGAGAAGAAACUAGAAAUGCUUGUCGAUCCCGACCUUCAAAGGAAUUACAUCGAGGCAGAAGUCGAACAACUCAUCCAAGUAGCACUUCUUUGCACACAAGGGAAUCCGCUAGAUCGACCCAAAAUGUCGGAGGUGGUAAGAAUGCUCGAAGGUGACGGCUUGGCGGAGAGGUGGGAUGAAUGGCAGAAGGUCGAAGUUCUUCGACAAGAAGUGGAUUUGGUUCCUCAUUCUAACUCUGAUUGGAUUGUUGAUUCAACAGAUAAUUUACAUGCAGUAGAAUUAUCUGGUCCUAGAUGAUUGUCACAUAACAUUACAUCUAAAUGACUGAAUAUCAAAUUGAAAAUUAAUUUAUUAACUUUUUUUCUCAUUAUAUUUUUAUUAUAAUUUUUGUUUUUCUUUAAUCUUUUGGCUAGCACUUGUAAAGUGGUUUAGUCAUCCUGAUUCUGGGGUGCCUAUUCUUAGGCUUGGUGUUAUUUGUGUAAAUUGGACCUGUUUGUAGGGGGUGAUUUAUCUGGAAGUUAGCAUUUUUGUUAUAUGAUUAUUUUACCAUUUGACA